CAGUUCAACAACACAGACUUGAAACCAAUGAGACAGUCCAUGCUGAGUGAAUGACAGCUUGUUAAACUCCGUAGUUUGUGUUUAACGUUAGCAGAAACAGCAGCAGUAUUAGGUGUGGAUGAGCUGGUUUACCGGAAGGUGAAAGAGAUGUUUUGUGGUCCAGCAGGUCGGAGGGGAUGUGUCGGACUUCUCCACUGCAGCUGGUCACUCACAACCAGUCCCAGAACUCUCGCUAUCCCUCGUUGCCCUCUGCUUACUUCACGGUCCUUCUCCAUCUCUGCCAACGUGAAGUAUUCAACACAUAAUGAGGUAAACCAGCCUCUGAAGCAGUGGGAUCUGCUGGUGAGCCCCUACAGCACUGUGCGGGUACAGCUGGGCUGCAGUAUCUCCAUCCACCCGCUGGAUCCGCACGCCUUCCCCGAGGCUGACCGAGUCUUCAUCAGAGUUCAUGGAACAGACACGGAACAGGCGAUCGGUCUGGAUUACUUACAAGUCCACUAUGAUGACCAGAGCAAAGAGCUGCUCAUCUCAGCUAAGAAAGUUAACCACAGCAUGUCAAUUGACCUGACUGCACCUAUUAAAAGUAAUCUCCUCAUUACUACUCAGGGACAAGGCAACGUGCAAGUGAAGAACAUGGAGUGUGAUAUCUGCAAGGUGCAGACAGAGAAGGGCAACUGCUUGCUGCAAUCUAUCAAGGCUCAGCAGGUUGAGGUCCAGUCGCAAGGAGGACAUGUUACAGGUGUGGGCACUAUCCAUGGCAAUGUGGACAUCAGCACAUGUGGAGACAGUGGAGUGGAUUUCAAGAAGCUUCAAGGUACCAAAAUGAAUAUUUCAACAGAACGUGGCCCUCUGAAAGUCAAAGCCAUCUAUGCUGAGUCCAGCUGCAUCUCCUCCUGCUCUGGGAGAGUAGAACUGGGGCACGUACACGGUAACACCACUGUGAAGAACGUGUCUGGAGAUACAGUUGUCGAUGGUUCAAAUAGUUUCCUGGAAGUUUCCUCUCACAGCGGAGGCAUUGAUGUCUAUGUGGGAGAUGGUGGCAGUGCCAAACUCCACAGUCAGGAAGGAGCGGUGUGUGUGCGUGUCCCCUCCUCGUUGAAAGCUGGGGUGGAGCUCUGUGGAACAUCGGUGGAUAUCAGCCCAGAAGUUGGUCUGCAUGGAGUAGAAAAUAACACAACCGAAGGCCAAACCACAGUUACUGGCUACAUGAAUGGAGAGUCCCCCAUGGACCACUGGGUUAAAGCUCAAGCAGACAGAAACUCUGUCAGACUGAAGACACAAAGCUGGUUUGAAUCCCUGAAGCUGGGGGGCUGAGUUAUGAACGGCAUCACUGUAGUGGAGCUUUACACUGACUAAGCCAGAUAUUUAUUGCUGCUCCUCAAGACUGGACGCACAUUUACCUCACUAAAGUAUUGGAAACUCAGUGCUCAAGAUAUACUGUACUUUCAAUAAAGACAAUAUGUAUCACCAAUGUUAUAUAACAAACAGUCUGUAUGUGUUUA
This is a messenger RNA of Etheostoma cragini (Arkansas darter), 1502 nucleotides long. RefSeq names its product family with sequence similarity 185 member A (gene fam185a). The record is from RefSeq and is a predicted model, not a curated record. The coding region runs from base 148 to 1314 and encodes 388 amino acids. The transcript is spliced from 8 exons. Lineage: Eukaryota; Metazoa; Chordata; Actinopteri; Perciformes; Percidae.